This is a messenger RNA of Vigna umbellata (rice bean), 998 nucleotides long. RefSeq names its product rac-like GTP-binding protein RHO1. Gene Ontology annotation, biological process: small GTPase-mediated signal transduction. NCBI's taxonomy places the organism in Eukaryota, Viridiplantae, Streptophyta, Magnoliopsida, Fabales, Fabaceae. Gene Ontology annotation, molecular function: GTPase activity; GTP binding. The record is from RefSeq and is a predicted model, not a curated record.
UUCAACAGGAAAAUUUAUCGGAUUAGAAAAAUUCUUGUCUCUUUCUCUUUCGUUGAUCUCAUUCCGCAACAACAACAACAACUCACGUUCCUGAUGCAUAAUUUCUAUCUCCUCCAAAAGGAUGCAUGAUCGAAGCAGAAAGUUGCAAUAAGCGGUGGAGGAGAAGAAAUUGGAAGGUGAAUAGAGGGUAAUUGAAGAAGAUGAGCGCUACUAGGUUCAUCAAGUGUGUCACCGUUGGAGAUGGAGCUGUGGGCAAAACUUGCUUGUUAAUCUCCUAUACCAGCAAUACCUUCCCCACUGAUUAUGUGCCAACAGUUUUUGACAAUUUCAGCGCAAAUGUGGUUGUGAAUGGAGCCACUGUGAAUCUGGGAUUGUGGGACACUGCUGGACAAGAGGAUUACAACAGAUUACGACCAUUGAGUUAUCGAGGUGCCGAUGUUUUCAUAUUGGCUUUCUCUCUCAUAAGCAAGGCCAGUUAUGAAAAUGUUUCCAAGAAGUGGAUUCCAGAGUUAAAACAUUAUGCACCUGGUGUUCCCAUUAUUCUGGUUGGCACAAAGCUUGAUCUUCGAGAUGAUAAACAGUUCUUCGUAGACCAUCCCGGUGCUGUACCCAUUACCAAUGCUCAGGGGGAAGAACUUAAGAAGCUGAUUAAUUCACCUGCUUACAUUGAGUGCAGUUCAAAAUCACAAGAGAACGUGAAAGCAGUGUUUGAUGCAGCCAUAAGAGUUGUCCUUCAGCCACCAAAACAAAAGAAAAAGAAGAAUAAAGGACAAAAAGCUUGUUCAAUAUUGUGAUUAUCACUAUUUUUGUUCCGUUUAUUCAUUCCUUUGCCAUUGAAGAAGUUGGAGUCUUCUGGGUCUUCAUUUCACAUACUCAACAUCUCCUUGGACCAUAAAGUGCUUCUGGAUUCUAAUUGUCAAAUUUGCUUUUCAUGCUACUCACUUUUUUUUCUUAACUUAUGUUUUAUGUAUUAAUUUACUGGAAUAUCCCAGUUAGGA